Phaeoacremonium minimum UCRPA7 is the source of this 1047-nucleotide messenger RNA. RefSeq lists its product as hypothetical. Gene Ontology annotation, cellular component: Golgi apparatus. Lineage: Eukaryota; Fungi; Ascomycota; Sordariomycetes; Togniniales; Togniniaceae. The coding region runs from base 1 to 1047 and encodes 348 amino acids. The record is from RefSeq and is a predicted model, not a curated record. The transcript has 3 exons.
AUGGAUUUUAUCGCGACGAAAUGGCCCAAGGCCUUUAUGGGCACCACCUUGGUGCAGGCCAUGAUCUGUCUGGCAUUUGAAGCAUAUGUCUUCGGAAAGUUCCAGACGCAACAAGGAAAGACAGUGAAAGCGGAUGACACCACAAACGCACAAUACAAGACGAUCCCGACCUUCCUCAGCCUGUUCAUCUUCGGCUUCCUUUACGAACUGGUUCUUGUGUGGGACGCAUUACGAAUGAAGAAUACUAUUCAAGUUAUUGGCCUCUGCGUUGCCAAUCUGGCCCUCCUGGUCUACACAGCUAUCCAGAUUGACCAGAUCAAAAUGGCCAUCACGCUGCUGGGCCAGGCAGGCGGCCUGAAGGACGUACCAGUCGGAAGACCAGAAGCUGCUCUAUGGGCUGACUGCAAGCCGUACCUUGUAGCCAUUCCCAUCAUCCUUGCUGUUGGGACCCUGUGCAUGGCUUUCAUCGCUUGGAAGCUAUACCAGGAGUUCGCUUGGGAUAUUCUGAAGUACAUCGGUGCGGAUUAUCGCAUGAAGAAGCGUUUCUUGUACUAUCAGAUCUAUAUCGCAUUGUUGAAGUUCGAUUUCUUCUUCUUCGUCGGCUUCACCGUCCAAUUCCUCGUUAUCGUCGGCGGCAAGACGGACGUGGAAUUCGGUCUUACCAUUGCUGCCGUUCCCGUCACGAUUGCCAUUCUGCUGAUGGCCGCCUUCUUCACCCGACACGAGUCGAAGCCGGGCAUGUGGGGCAUCAUCAUCCUGUACUUCGGUGGUCUUGCCUACUUUUUCUUCAAGCUCGUCCGAAUCUAUCAGCCUGGGCACAGUGAUUUCUACUUGCCCGUGAGGAGGAGUCUGACGGCUUUCGCUGUUCUGACUAUCUUGCUCAUCAUUCUCACAAUCGCUAAUGCCUUCAUCUGCAUGAGCAACUUCAACGCGGGCCUGAAGCAACACCUCCUGAAGCCAAGCAGAGACGUCGAGAAGCCGGAUGCGAAUAGUAUUAGCCUCAACGACGUGAAGCCGCAGCUGCCGAGCCGGAUGACUAUCGACUAA